Pyricularia pennisetigena is the source of this 951-nucleotide messenger RNA. RefSeq lists its product as uncharacterized. NCBI's taxonomy places the organism in Eukaryota, Fungi, Ascomycota, Sordariomycetes, Magnaporthales, Pyriculariaceae. Gene Ontology annotation, biological process: ergosterol biosynthetic process. The annotation marks the transcript as partial. The record is from RefSeq and is a predicted model, not a curated record. The transcript has 2 exons. Gene Ontology annotation, molecular function: C-4 methylsterol oxidase activity; iron ion binding.
AAGGCAUCUGACAAUGAGUUGCUUGCACACAGCAAAAACGCCACCAUUGCGGCGGGGGCUACUGCCCUGAACAGUAGCCACGGCUACUUUGAUGUCUUCGAAGAGGUCUCCAAGUACCAUGUGCAACUCAACGUCUUGGAGCGCCUUUGGGCUGCGUGGUAUCUGUGGUGGCAGAAUGACACUCUUGCCACAGGCAUAAUGAGCUUCGCCAUGCACGAGAUUGUCUACUUCGGCCGGUCCCUGCCCUGGAUCAUUAUCGAUGCCAUACCAUACUUCAGGCAAUGGAAGAUCCAAAACCAAAAGAUCCCGACGGCCAAAGAACAAUGGGACUGCACUAUGCUCGUCCUGCUGGGCCACUUUACCGUUGAGCUCCCCCAAAUUUGGGUAUUCCACCCUCUGGCUACAUACUUCGGCCUCGACCACGGCGUGCCGUUCCCUCCGGCCUGGAAGAUCGCCAUGCAGAUUGCCAUCUUCUUUGUGAUUGAAGAUCUGUGGCACUACAUGUUCCACCGCGCCCUCCACUACGGUCCUCUAUACAAAAAUAUCCACAAGUUGCACCACACCUAUUCAGCACCCUUUGGUCUCGCCGCCGAGUACGCCUCUCCUAUCGAAGUGAUGCUUCUCGGUUUUGGCGUUGUCGGGACUCCAAUUGUUUGGACAUCCAUCACGGGUGACCUGCACCUUUUCACCAUGUACCUGUGGAUUGUUCUCCGGCUCUUCCAAGCCAUCGACGCUCACAGCGGCUACGAUUUCCCUUGGAGCUUGCGCAAGUUCUUGCCCUUCUGGGGAGGCGCCGAUUUCCACGAUCUGCACCACGAGCGCUUCAUCGGCAACUACGCAUCCAGCUUCAGAUGGUGGGACUGGGUUUUCGACACUGAGGCCGGCGACGAGCCCGCAAAGAAGAGGCGAGAGAAGAAGCUUGCAGCCCUCAAGGCUAAGAAGGCCCAGUAG